AUGGCAGAAUCUCCUCAAGAGGAACUUGCUGCCCAGCCGGAGGUUAAAUUGGGGGCCUGGACUGAGGCAGAUCUAAUUAAAUCAUUAAAUGCCUUGGGGAAAUAUGCGAUAGUUGCACUGGGUGAGGAGACACAAACUCGCAGGCUGAGAACAAGCUCAGUGAUAGAGGGUAAUGCCUCUUUGUACGAAUUCCCAUCCACAAAGCAACAAAAUAUUCCCAAGGUGCCUCAGUUCUCAGGUGAGUCCCUUAAGGGUGAUGUCGCCUAUAUGGAUUGGCGCUAUGAGAUCCGUUGUCUGAUAAUGGAUUCAGACAUAUCUCCGAGUACCCUAAUACAGGCCAUACGUCGUUCGCUUAGAGGUGUCGCGAAGCGUUCUUUGAUUUCACUCGGGAGUGAGGCAUCACCUCGUGAUAUCCUGCAUCGAUUAGAUUCGUUGUUUGGAGAGGUGGCCACACAUGGUAUGAUCAUGCAGGAAUUUUUUAAUGCUGCACAGAAGCCGGAAGAGUCUGCAACUACAUUUGGCUGUAGACUCGAGUCAUAUCUACAAAUAGCCAUUGACAAUGGUUCUGUAGAUAAAGGAGCAAGAAAUGAUUUGCUCAGGCAUAAAUUUUGGACUUCUCUAUAUUCGGAUAACCUCAAAAGUCAGACACGUCAUAAAUAUGACAAUAUCAUGUCUUUUGACCAUUUGUUGAGGGAGAUAAGAAUAGUGGAGAAAGAGCUGGACCUGUGCUCAAGUACUGCUUGUAAGAGCCAGGAUUCUUCAAAGAAGAAAAAAGCUCAGAGCCAUAACGUUACUGCUGAGGUUGACCAGCAGCAGGCUUCAUCUGUCGUGGUCGAGGUCGUGGUCGUGGUCGAGGUAACCACAGAGGUAAACCUAACCACGACAAACAAAAAUCCUCUGAUAACCCAAAAGAGUAACGGUCUCUGCGGUAGGCCAAGCGGAGACCGAAUCAUCUUCAGCAGGCCAAACCAACAUCUUGGAUAG
Molecule: messenger RNA, 984 nt
Organism: Pecten maximus
Lineage: Eukaryota; Metazoa; Mollusca; Bivalvia; Pectinida; Pectinidae
Exons: 1
Coding region: 1-984 (327 amino acids)
Source: RefSeq, a predicted model, not a curated record